Messenger RNA from Penicillium canariense, 1320 nucleotides. RefSeq names its product indoleamine 2,3-dioxygenase. The record is from RefSeq and is a predicted model, not a curated record. Gene Ontology annotation, cellular component: cytoplasm. NCBI's taxonomy places the organism in Eukaryota, Fungi, Ascomycota, Eurotiomycetes, Eurotiales, Aspergillaceae. Gene Ontology annotation, biological process: 'de novo' NAD+ biosynthetic process from L-tryptophan. The transcript is spliced from 3 exons. The coding region runs from base 1 to 1320 and encodes 439 amino acids. Gene Ontology annotation, molecular function: indoleamine 2,3-dioxygenase activity; metal ion binding; heme binding.
AUGAUCCCCUCCCCCGAGAUCAAUCUCGACGACUAUGCCGUCUCCCCUCUUCACGGCUUCCUCCCGAACGGUCUCCCGCUUCAGAAGCUGCCCCAUGCGUACUACGCGGAAUGGGAAAACCUCGCCGUCCGGCUGCCGGAUCUGAUCAAAACCGGCCAGAUCAGAGGAUCAGUCAAUGCCUUGCCUGUUCUGACGACGACGUGGUUACAAACCGAGCCGGAGUGGCGUCGUGCGUACUCGAUCCUGGGAUUCCUCACGCACGCCUACAUCUGGGGGGGCGAGAAGCCCAAGGAUACUUUGCCUCCUUGUAUUGCAAAGCCCUUUCUCAAAAUCUCGAAGCACCUCGAGCUCCCUCCCUGCGCCACCUACGCAGCCCUUACCCUCUGGAACUACACCACAACCGCAGAGCUCGACAUCACCGAGCCCGACCACCUAUCUGUGCUCACCUCAUUCACCGGCACAAAGGAUGAAGAAUGGUUCAUGGUCCUCUCCGUCGCCAUCGAAGCCAAGGGUGCCCGGCUGGUCCCGCUGAUGCUCGAUGCCAUUGCUGCAGCUGCAGCCCACGACGUGCCACGCCUGACCGCGCUGCUGUGCCGCUUCACAGAUGGCCUGCAAGACCUCAGAGGCACUCUCGCGCGGAUGUGCGAGAAAAAUGCGCCGCACGUCUUCUUCCACCAGCUGCGGCCCUUCCUGGCCGGAAGCAAGAACAUGGCUGCGGCCGGCUUGCCGUCUGGCGUGUUCUAUGAUUUGGGCGCCGGCCAAGGCGAGUGGCAUCAGUAUAGCGGCGGCAGCAACGCGCAGAGCUCGCUCAUUCAGACCUUUGAUAUCUUCUUGGGGGUAAAUCACUCCGCGACAGGGAGCUUGAAUCCCUCGGGGUUUAGCUACAUUCAGGUCCGGCAUCUCCCUCCACGCUCCAGCACCAUAUACAAUAUGCAAGAAGACCUCGAUAUGAGAAACUACAUGCCAGCCCCGCACAAGCGCUUCCUGGAGACGCUCUCCGCCCUCUCCAACGUCCGUCCCUACGUAGCCUCCACUCAGGCCGACUCGCCCCUCAAGGAAGCAUUCAACGCCGCCGUUCUCUCGCUCAGCUCCUUCCGCGACACCCACAUCCAGAUCGUCUCGCGCUACAUCAUCAUGCCAGCCCGCAGCAACGCGCCUGUGGAACAGCCCUUGCGGGAAAAGGUCAAUCUAGCCACGGCAAGCACCCAGGUGAAGGGGCUUAGCGAGGCUAAUCCCACCGGGCUCUAUGGGACGGGUGGCACGAACUUGAUACCCUUUCUGAAACAGACCCGGGACACGACUAAGUCUGCUACAUGCUAG